Messenger RNA from Gastrolobium bilobum, 273 nucleotides. RefSeq names its product stress-induced protein KIN2-like. The transcript is spliced from 3 exons. NCBI's taxonomy places the organism in Eukaryota, Viridiplantae, Streptophyta, Magnoliopsida, Fabales, Fabaceae. The coding region runs from base 31 to 228 and encodes 65 amino acids. The record is from RefSeq and is a predicted model, not a curated record.
UUUCACUUCAUUUAACACUUUUCAUAGAAGAUGGACUCCAACCAAAUGAGCUACAAUGCUGGACAAGCCAAGGGCCAAACUCAGGAAAAGGCUAGCAACAUGAUGGACCAGGCUGGCAAUGCUGCUCAGUCUGCUAAAGAAUCCAUGCAAGAGGCUGGCCAACAAAUGAAGGCUAAAGCACAAGGAGCUGCUGAUGCUGUGAAGAAUGCAACAGGGAUGAACAAAUGAAGCUAAAUGGAUCAUUGUGCUGAACUUGGUUUCCCUUGAAAUAAA